Molecule: messenger RNA, 651 nt
Organism: Hibiscus syriacus
Lineage: Eukaryota; Viridiplantae; Streptophyta; Magnoliopsida; Malvales; Malvaceae
Product: glucose-6-phosphate 1-dehydrogenase, cytoplasmic isoform-like
Exons: 8
Coding region: 1-651 (216 amino acids)
Biological process (GO): glucose metabolic process; pentose-phosphate shunt, oxidative branch
Cellular component (GO): cytosol
Molecular function (GO): NADP binding; glucose-6-phosphate dehydrogenase activity; malate dehydrogenase (decarboxylating) (NAD+) activity
Source: RefSeq, a predicted model, not a curated record
AUGGGUAUGUCUAAACCCACCCAUCUGGAGACAUUGGUCAUAGAUAAGUGUAAAUCGAGAUCCUUUGAGCUUGAUGAAGCUCUGGAUUCUACAUUUGCAACUGUUAUUCUACGUUUACAUAAUGAAAUAUGGGAAGGUGUUCCAUUUAUACUAAAGGCAUGGAAAGCUUUGAAUUCAAGAAAGGCGGAGAUACACAUUCAACUUAAGGAGGUUCUUGGGGAUAUAUUCCAAUGUCAAAAGCAAGGGAGAAAUGAGUUUAUCAUACGCUUGCAACCUUAUGAAGCGAUGUACAUGAAACUAACAGUGAAGCAGCCUGGUCUGGAGUUCUCAACGGUGCAAAGUGAACUGGAUUUUUCAUACAGGCAACACUAUCAAGGUGUUACGAUCUCAGAAGCUUAUGAACGUCUUAUUCUUGACACGAUAAGGGGUGAUCAGCAGCAUUUUGUACGUAGAGACGAGUUAAAGAUACACCCAGUUAUGCUAGAUGUUGGUACUAACAAUCUAAAGCUAAUUGACAACCCACUUUAUUUAGGACUAAGACAACCUAGGUUAGAAGGGGAAAAGUAUCUAUCAAUUAUUGAUGAGUUCAUUGAAGCAGUUUUAACACGUUGUCCUAAGGCUAUUAUACAGGUUUCUUUCUCUCAGAAGUGA